AGAAGCUACAAAAUCCCCAUUUCGAUCAAAACGAACCCCCAAAAAAGACACGGAAACCCCCUUUUUUAUUCCUCAUCCACUCGCCGCACGACGAAGAGGAGAGCGGCUCCCGUUCCCCACCACCUACUCGGCGUCUCGGCCCGGAGCAGCAGGUUCUCGAAGCGAGCCGCGAAACAUUCUCGCGCCAAUUGUGGGGGCCAUGGGCGCCAACGGCCACCCGCCGCCGGCGAGCACCGCCGCACAGAACGGGUCCCACUCCGGCGGCGGCGGAGGAGGAGGAGGGGGAGGGGGAGGGGGAGCUAACCCUAGCAACGGCGGCACGGCGGCGGCGCUUCGGCACGACCCUGGCCUGGCGCGGGAGUGGUCGCCGGAGGAGCAGGCCAUCCUCGACGAGCUGCUGGUCAAGUAUGCAUCCGAUUUACCUGUGGUACGUUAUGCAAAAAUUGCGAUGAAGUUGCCAGAGAAAACAGUUCGGGAUGUAGCCUUGCGCUGCCGAUGGAUGAAUAAAAAGGAGAGUGCCAAAAGAAAGAAAGAGGAUCACAGCUCGUCUAAGAAAAGCAAGGACAAAAAGGAGAAGGUUUCAGAUUCUUCAUCAAAACCACCUGUCCAUAUGGCUGGUAGGCCUAGUGUUCCUCCAUACCCUCUUCCAGUUCUUCCAAUGGACGAUGAUGAAAUCUCAUCCAAAGCCAUUGGAGGUCCAACAGGCGAAAUCCUUGAAACUAAUGCCCAGGUUUUGAGUCAAAUUUCGUCAAACCUUAGCAACAUGCAGAUACAGGACAACAUCUCUCUGCUGUGCCAAACUCGAGAUAAUAUACUCAGGGUCUUGAAAGAGAUAAACGAUGCUCCAGAGAUCAUGAAGCAGAUGCCCCCGCUACCUGUGAAGAUAAACGAGGACCUCGUCAACUCGUUGCUCCCCAGACCAACUGUACCUAUGCAGUAGUGAUAGCAAAAUGACUGUAUCCUCUGUAGUCCCGAGAGAUCUUUAGAUAGGCAGCUGAAAUAAAAAAAAGGGGGCAGCCCUGGGUACUUGUUCGUUCGUUCUGUAGCUCCACAUCUCACCUCUUCUACCUUAUGUUUCGUCCGGAUGCUUAUGUUCCAACCUUUCCCAAGUCAGGCGGUUGAAACGUGUACCGAGUUACCAAGGGCUGCUUCUACAUCAGCAUCAGGUCCUGACUCUGUUUUGUAAUCUAUAGCUGUUUGGGUAAUGUCAUGGUAUCGUAAUCAGAGUAGUCUUGUUUGGAUGUAUAUAUAUCGACAUUAAUCCACAUGUAUCGGGUUGGAUUAAAGGGAAAAUAAUUAAGUUUUAUUUUAAUUCA
Molecule: messenger RNA, 1316 nt
Organism: Sorghum bicolor (sorghum)
Lineage: Eukaryota; Viridiplantae; Streptophyta; Magnoliopsida; Poales; Poaceae
Exons: 7
Coding region: 200-940 (246 amino acids)
Source: RefSeq, a predicted model, not a curated record